ACGGCUCGUGAGUCGAUACAACGCCUCUGAGAAUAAUUCACCGACUCGGAUGUCAAAGUGGUCCGAGAAUCGACCACCUGCCAUUUACGGAAGGCAACACUGAUGCAGGCAAUAGCUCGACGAGGGUCAUUUAUUUGAGCCGGCUGUGUGCGUCGACCAACUGCCGUGAGCUAUCUGUCAGCACUCCUGAGACCAGCUAGACGUUGCUAUCUCCUUGGGCGCGGUUCACAACGACGCCCAUUUAUUAACCCGUCUGGUUGGUAGAGGUUAGGGAAAAUACUUGGCAGUGGGUAGCAGGAAGAUGGCGCCAAAUUUCCUCACAAAACUUGUCAGACCGUCGGCUGCCCAGAAUUCCGCAGUCCCAACUGGAAAUACCCCUGCCAGUGACGAACCGCGGCUCGUCAGCUCCAGCUCUCGGCGCUCCUCUAUCGCUGGCGAGCCAUACUCUCAUCUUGCACCGAGACCAUACAGUGAAGAGACAUCCGACACGCAUUCGCCCAGUUCCAGAGGUAGCUUCAAGAUAGGCGUCAUUCCUCCUUCGCCACAUCCCGCAGGCAGCCCCAUGUCUGGCUUCACCGACCUUCCUUCGACGGAGUCCGGACACAUACACGACGUUCCUUUUUCUACUCACAGACGCACACGUUCACAAGACCGGCAAGUACCUGACAGACAUGCGAUUUCACUCGCCGCACACACGAUGAACGUGAAUCCAGAGUGGGCCAUCUCUGAAGAGGUUUUAUCUACACCCCACCCAGACCGUCCUGAAGUCAGGGGCCCCACAACACUGGAAGCUUCUCCAGCACAGAGUCUGCGUCAACUUAGUCCCGCAUCUUCGACAGGGAACCUCAGAGGAUUGAUCGAUAAACAUACGUCUCGCAGCGCCACGGAACCUGAUGUUCCGAAUGUAGAGAAGAAGCCUUCUAAGCAAUCUAUCCGUAGCCGCACGCAACCCCCUGUCCCGUUGAAGCUCGAUCACAUUAACAAGUCCAAUGCAUGGCAUGAUGUGAGGAGCCGUCAGAACGGCCACCAUGAGGACGGCAAUAACGAAGCUAUGCUUUCGGGUGGUGCCAGUGGCGUAGUCGAGUCGCCCACAGCGGCAUCCUCGCAAAAGGCCGAGUCUCGUGAAUUCCUCAACCUACGUACUGACGUUGAUGCAACUUCGCUUCGGUCAGCGGCAAGCUCGACUUCGAAGAAAACAAAGCAAGCGGGAUCGGGCUGGCGCCGGCCCUCUGUGGGAAACCCUACACGUAAGAAUACAGGCAUUGCUAGUGCCCUCGCUGCCUCCGGUCUAGCAAUGGCGAAUGCGACAUCGCAGGUACCCCCUCUCCCAACUACCCCUUUACCUCAGACGCCCAGGAACGGCAACGCCCGGAACGGAUCAAAAUCCAGAGAAAGGACCAUGUCAGUCAACAAUGCAGCUUCCCCCUCCGUUUACUCUAUGCCAGGAACGAUCAAUGAUGGUAAUAGCGCGAGGCAAAUAUCCCUGAGCAAGAGUGAUUACUCGGACAGACAAUAUCAAUCAGAUUCAUCUGAAUCGACUGGUGGUUCGGAGUCGGACGACGAGUUGGACCUGAAUGAAGAGAACAUCCCUGUCACUGGUUUCGCAGUCGCGAGCAGUAAACGCAACGCAGACUUCCACGAGCUCUUCCCUAACAUCCCCGAGGGUGAUUACCUCAUCGAAGACUACGGUUGCGCACUGCAAAGGGAGAUCCUAAUACAAGGCAGAAUCUACAUAUCAGAAAACCAUAUAUGUUUCCACGCAAACAUAUUUGGUUGGAUCACCGACCUCUCCAUUCCUAUAUACGAAAUCACAGGGCUGGAGAAGAAGAUGACCGCGUUCGUCAUUCCGAACGCAAUUCAAAUCACCACCCGACAAGCAAAGUACACUUUCGCCUCGUUCCUAUCACGUGAUACGACGUACGAUGUUAUCGCAAACAUUUGGCGUCUCGCGCGCCCCGAGUAUAGCGUCACCGAUGGUCCCGGAAGCCGAACAAACUCUUCGCGGGAUAUUAUGUCUACACCAAGCGUUUCGGAGGCCGUGGCAGCUAAGGGGACAGCACCUGUGGCGGGCGCAAAUAAGGUGACCCACUGCUCGUGUUCCAAGAGCGGUGGUCAUUUGAACGAGGUGGCGCUCGAGACGGUAUUACCAGGCACCCCGGAGAAGAUAAACAACCUUAUGUUUGCGAGCGGGUUUAUCAAGCAUUUCAUGAGGGUGGACCAGAAGUUGACAGAUAUCCAGGUAUCCGACUGGACACCCGUCGCUCCAGGGUCCAAACUGCUAUCUCGAAAUAUGUCGUACAUCAAGCCGCUGAACAACAGCGUCGGGCCGAGACAAACCAAAUGCGAACUUCACGACGAAAGCGUGUACUGCGACUUCGACGACCACGUCGUGAUGAUGACAACCACCAAGACGCCAGACGUACCUAGCGGCGGCGUGUUCUCCGUGAAGACACGCACAUGUAUAAUGUGGGCGAGCGCGGUCUCGACGAGAGUGAUCGUCACGACGCAGGUCGAAUGGACGGGGAGAAGUUUCAUUAAAAGUCUGAUCGAGAAAAGCGCUAUCGAGGGUCAGAAACAGUACCAUUCCGACCUCGAUAAAGCGAUGCGGAUGUACAUCCAGGAACACCAAUCCGAGUUUAUCCCUGAAGGUUUCGACCCGUGUGCGGUUGCACCCGUCGAGCCGAUCACGCCUAUCGCAGAGGCAGCAGAACUCGCUUUGGACGGAGUGUCCGGCGAGGAGGUGUGGAAGGCUCGGGAGCGUGAUAGGAACAGGCGGGGUCUCCAAUGGGCAUACGACACCUUGGACGGGGCGUACAAUGUCGCGAAGCGGUCGACCAUGGGCGCAAUCGAACUCGUGAAGGAGGCAUGGGACCAGUCCUCGUCAACGACAAUCUUGUGGUUCGUCAUUGUGGCCUUGGUAUUCAGUAAUAUUUGGACGCUUUCUCUUGUUGGGAAGAGGGAGGAAGCAGGGAGGCGAAAGGAAGCAAAGAAGGCAGAGGAAAGGGAAAAAUGGGUGAAGGAGGUUGUCCAUAGUAUUUGGGAGGAGAUGUCGACACGACCAUCAGGGAGCUUCAUGCCAGCGUUGCAGCUGGGCCCUUCGACAGAUUGGAAGGCUGAGAUUGUAGGUAUCCGACAAGCACUGGAUGCGGUGGAGGAGCGGGUUAAGGCUAUCAGAGAGAACUUGGAUGCUUUGGACUAGUCCAAGUUCUCGGUGUUUCUCGCUGGGUGUCGGCGGGACUCGUUUGUAUUUGGUAUUUACUUUCGGGGGGGCACAUUCCUAUUGCAUGGCUCACCUCACCUAUUAACUAGUGAGAUAUCGUGCAGCCCAUGGUUUCUGGCACUUUGGAAGAAAGUGAUUU
Pisolithus orientalis is the source of this 3359-nucleotide messenger RNA. RefSeq lists its product as uncharacterized. The record is from RefSeq and is a predicted model, not a curated record. Gene Ontology annotation, biological process: intracellular sterol transport. Gene Ontology annotation, cellular component: endoplasmic reticulum membrane; cortical endoplasmic reticulum; mitochondrion. Gene Ontology annotation, molecular function: sterol binding; sterol transfer activity. The transcript is spliced from 6 exons. Lineage: Eukaryota; Fungi; Basidiomycota; Agaricomycetes; Boletales; Pisolithaceae. The coding region runs from base 302 to 3199 and encodes 965 amino acids.